CAUUUCACCAACCUCAGAAGGAUGUAAGGCUGAGUCGACCUUGAUUUAGAAUCUGUCAGAAUUAAAAUAUUGGCAAUCAGCAGAAUUAGCCUGCAAUACUGCAUUCUAAUCACUGUUGCCACCAAGGCUCAUAACUUGAGAACUACCGGUAAUGUUCAAUAAAGGAUCUGGCAAUAGACCUUGAUCCCUGAGGGUGUCUUAGCUUAGGCCUUGAACAUCUCAUGAAACUCACCUUUUUGUUUCUUCUUUUUGUCGCAAUCAGGCGAAAGGUGGGAGGACGAGGACUCCAAGAAGGAGAUGAUAGAGCACUUGCCAUCAGUCAAAAAUGAAAUUGGAGAAAGGAUGUUCCAAUGUCAAUGGGGAGUCCAAAGUCCUGAGGAAAAGCAGUUAAAAGUAGAGCCAGAAAUAGCCCUUGCUUUUCAUCAUGUAGAUAACAAUGCGCUUCUGGCUGAAAAAAAUCACCAAGAAACCAGAAUGUGUCCAGGUUGUGGAAAAAUAUUGAAGGAGGAAUCAGGAUUGUGUGGGUAUUGCAGAAGCCACCCUGUUGAGGCACAACACGUAACUUGGGAAUGGGUCUUUCCUCUUACUUUAAAUCAAAAUAUAUCACUUGAGGAGAAAUUAUAUACAUCUGUGGAAUGCGGAGAGAGCUUCAGCCAGAGUAGCCAACUCAGUGACCAUCAAAAAAAUCAUCUCCAGGAGAAUCCAUAUCAGUCCAUAGAUUGUGGGAAGAGCUUCUAUCAGAAAAGUCACCUUAUGACCCAUGAAAGAAUCCACCAAGAAGAGAAACCACAUCCAUGGUUGGAGUGUGGAAAGAGCUUCAGUCAGAGCAGUUACCUGAUUUCCCAGACGAGAAUCCAUAGUGGAGAGAAACGCUAUCAAUGUUUGGAGUGUGGGAAGUCCUUCUGCCGCAAAAGCCGACUUACUUCCCAUAAGAGGAGCCACACAGGGGAAAAGCCGUAUCAGUGCCUGGAGUGCGGAAAGAGCUUCAGUGAUGCAAGUUACCUCACUUCCCAUAAAAAGAUCCACACUGGAGAAAAGCCAUAUCAAUGUCUGGAGUGUGGGAAAAGUUUUAGCAUAAGCAGUUCCCUCACAUACCAUAAAAGGACCCACACAGGGGAGAAGCCAUACAAAUGUACGGAAUGUGGAAAGAGCUUUGCUGUAAGCAGUUCCCUUAGUUCUCAUAAAAGAAUCCAUACGGGGGAGAAACCGUACCAAUGUCAGGAAUGUGGAAAGAGUUUUAGAAAGAGUUGUUCUGUGACUUCCCACAGAAAGAUCCACAUGGGGAAACCAUAUGAGUGCACAGACUGUGGGCAGAACUUCAGAGACCCGAGUUCUGAGGUUAUGAUCCUUGUGCAGAAAUGUUCUCCAGGGAAGAUGCAAAUUUGUCCAACUUGGAAAUUCUGCAGGUGGAAUAUGUUCAUCAAGAAGAUGACUUGCAAGAUUUGGUAUUGCUUGAGGAACGUAGCUGUGUUUUUCUCCGUGGAGGAGUGGGCCCUGUUGGAUUCUGAGGAAAAAGCCCUGUACCAAGAGGUCAUGCUGGAAAACGCAAGGAAUAUGGCCUCCUUAGGUGACGGAUGGGAGAUGGAGGAUUCUGGCAAAGAGGCAGCAGCACCUUUGUCAAAAGAGAAAAGGGAAGUUGCAGAAAAAAUGGAUGGAAAGCAAAGUUCUGAGGAAAACCUGUUAACAAUUGAGCUGGAGAAUUGCUCUGGUUUACCUUGUGCAGAUACCAAUGUCUUAUUGAACACAGAUGAUUGCCAAGAAAAACAAGUGUGUUCAAGGUGUGGGAAAACACUUCGAGAUGAAUCUGGAUUAUGUGACUGUUGUGAAAGCCUUUCUGGAGAGAACCAAGAUGAAAGCAGACAACACUCUGGAAGGACCCUUCCUCCUCCUUUACAUGAAAUAAUACAAGAAGGAAGAGAAGUGUACAAAUGUACAGAGUGUGCAGAAAGCUUUAGUACAAGCCGCUCUCUUGCAUUGCAUAAAAAGACUCACAAAGCAGAGGAUCCACACAAAUGUCUGGAUUGUGGAAGGACUUUCAGGCAGAAAAAUCAUCUCAGUUCACAUAAGAGGGUCCAUAAAGAGAGGAAGCAGCAUCAAUGGAUUAAUAGGGGAAAGUCCUUCGAAAGCAGCGCCUCCCUUACUUCCCAUCAAAGCCUCCACAGAGAGGAGAAGUUGCAUCAACUCAGGGAGGGGAGAAUGAGGUUUACUCAGAGCAAGAAACCGAAUUCCCAGAAAAAAAGCCCCACUGGGAAUAAGUCAUGUAAAUGCCUGGAAUGUGGGAAGAGCUUCCGCUCUGCAAGUGACCUCACUUGCCAUAAUAGGAUCCAUACAGGGGAAAAGCCAUAUCGUUGCACUGUGUGCGGAAAGAGCUUCACCCAAAAAGGAAGCUUCAAUUUACAUAAGAGGAUCCACACUGGAGAGAAGCCUUAUAAAUGCACAGAAUGUGGAAAAUGCUUCAGGACCUCCAGUGUCCUUAAUUCCCAUAAGAGGAUUCACACAGGCGAGAAACCAUAUGAAUGCUUGGAGUGUGGAAAAAGCUUCAAUAGACUUGAUACGCUAAAUAAACAUAACAAGAUGCAUAAAGGGGAGAAACCUUAUAAAUGCCUGCACUGUGGAAAGAAUUUCAGUCAAAAAGGUCAUCUUAAGUCACACGAGAGGAUUCACACAGGGGAAAAGCCAUUUCAAUGCAUGGAGUGUGAAAAGAGCUUCCGUUUAUCUGGUCAUCUUACUGUCCAUCAGAGAAUCCACACAGGGGAGAAGCCAUUUCAAUGCCUACAGUGUGGAAAGUGCUUUACCAAUUCUAGCAGCCUUUAUGCCCACAAACGGAUCCACACAGGGGAGAAACCAUACAAAUGCCUGGAGUGUGGUAAGAGCUUCUGUAAAUCCAGCCACUUAAGUUUCCAUAGAAGAAUCCACAGUGGAGAGAAGCCAUAUCAAUGUACCGAGUGUGGGAAGUGCUUUGCUAAUCAAAAGAAUCUUAUUGUCCAUAAAAGGACACAUAUGGGUGAAAAGCCUUAUAAGUGCAUCGAAUGUGGCAAAUGCUUCACUGUUUUGGGUUCUCUCUCUCACCACAAAAUACUCCACACCGGGGAUAAACCAUAUGAAUGCCGUACGUGUGGAAAGAGCUUCAAUACAAAAAAUGGCUAUAUUGUACACAGCAGGACCCACACUGGGGAGAAACCAUAUCAGUGCCAGGAGUGUGGAAAACGCUUCAGUGAUUCUAGAGAACUGACAAUCCAUAAAAGGAUUCACACAGGAGAAAAACCCUAUAAGUGCACGGAGUGCGACAUGAGUUUCAGAAGAAGUGGUUACCUUAGUAUCCACAAGAGAAUCCACACUGGGGAGAAACCAUACACAUGUCAUGAGUGUGGGAGAAGCUUUAGACAUAAUAGUUCACUCAGGGGCCAUAGAAAGCUUCACUCAGGGGAGAAACCCUAUAAAUGCCUGGAGUGUGGAAAAUGUUAUAGAGAGAGUGGUCAGCUUACCUCCCACAAUAGGAUCCACACAGGAGAGAAACCGUUUAAAUGCAUCGACUGUGGAAAGAGUUUCAAAGAUGGCAGGAAUCUUAAGCUCCAUAAAACAAUCCACACGGGGGAGAAGCCGUAUCAGUGUGUGGAGUGUGGAAAGAAAUUCAGAAGUUGGAGUGACCUUAAUUGCCAUAAGAGGACUCACAGCAGGAAAAAAAUGAUAUGAAUCGGUUCAUGUUGAUUCUCAAAAUUUGAUUCAUGCCCAUAGAGGUAUCCCAGGAGAAUAUGUAGAAAUGCGUGGAGUAUGGCAAGGUCUUCCGAAGCAGCAGAAACAUCUUGAUUCAUUAAAAAGAAUUCUCUUGUAGAACUAGGUAUUAAGUUUUGGAUAUUAGAUCUUUUUGGUAGAGUAGAGUAGAAUAAGAUUGGAAAUAAUAAGAAUAGAAAUGGAAUAGAAUAUAGAAAUGGGAAUGGGAAGGGAAUGGAAUGGAAUGAUCUCAUUGGCCAAGUGUGAUUGGAGAUACAUGGAAUGUGUCUCCAUUGGAUACGCUCUCAGUGUACAUAACAUAGAACAAGCAAUCAACUUUUGUCAGUGUGAACAGCAAAGUUAAGUAGGGAUUUGGAAAGUAAC
Molecule: messenger RNA, 4095 nt
Organism: Thamnophis sirtalis
Lineage: Eukaryota; Metazoa; Chordata; Lepidosauria; Squamata; Natricidae
Source: RefSeq, a predicted model, not a curated record